AUGUUCAAGACGUUGAGAGCUGUGGGCAAGAGGGGGAAGGACAAGCUCGCAUCUUCUUCGUCCUCCAGCAAGAAGAGCGGGAGCAAAGCUGCGGACAAGCAGAUCAUCGGGGGUCCGGUGCUGGUGAACGACUCGAGCGACUCACAGCUCACUAAGAACGCUCCAACGCGCCCUAUGACCAAGGUGGACAUCCAUCAGCUGGUGCGAACAAGCAAUCUGGUCGAGAUGAAGAAGCAUCGCUUCACCGACGAGGAAGUGAACCUUCGCAACAACGACGGCCACACCCCGCUACACGCUGCCUGCAGUCUGGACAGAGGCAAUAUCGAAGUCGUGGCGUACCUCAUCUCCCUCGGGGACGACGUGAACGCUACCGACAAAGCUGGAUGGACUCCUCUACACGCCGCCUGUCGAUUUGACGAGACGGGCCACCUCAUCCCUCUCCUUGUGAGCCACGGGGCCGACGUGAACAUCGCCAACACGGAUGGCACGAGACCGUUGCACUACUUUGCUCGCAAGCGCUUGCAGCCGGAGACGCUUGAAUCCAAUGCGCGAGCACUUGACGUCAUGCUUACCGCCGGUGCGGACCUCAACGUCAGAAACGUGAACGACGAAACGCCCCUCCACAGCUGCGUGAUGAAAGGCAACCUCGCAACGCUCGAGCUGCUCAUCAACAGAAGCGCUGACAUCAACGCUGUAAAUAAAGUCGGCGACAACGUACUCCACAAUGCGGUGCUGUGCCAGAAGUUGGACAUGAUCAGCAAACUGCUGCGGAUGGGGAUGGAUCCCACCUUGAGCGCGCCGAACAGCCUGAACGGCAGUCCACUGGACCUGGCCAAGAAGGACACCUCUGCUGCCGGCAAGAAGAUCUACGAACUCCUUACUCGACCAGCGAUUGAAGACGAGGCGGACGAGGUUGCGGAAACAGACAAGAAGACAGACUUGUGGUCGCUGACAAAAGCGGGCGACUGGAACGAAAUCAAGAAGCUCUACGGAUCCGAGGAGAAGCAGAAGGUCGUGCUCCGAGUUACCGAGGAGGAGUUGAAAGCCAGGAACUCUGCGGGCCGGUGUCUGCUGCACUUGGCGUGCAACCAAUCGGAGCCCAAUCGAGAGAUGAUCGAGUACCUCAUCGCCAACAACCCGACCGACAUCAACUGCGUCGACAACAACGGGUGCACGCCUCUCCACUAUGCGUGCAAAAAGAACAACGACGCAGAGACCGUCGUUAUCCUGGUUGUCAAGGGAGCCGACGUGUCGCGAUCAAGCAACGACGGAAUGAAGCCCAUUCACUACUUUGCCCGACGAGCGCUCUUGCCCGAGUCCGUGGUCUCGAACGAGAAGGGGCUCGACUACUUGAUGAAAUUCGGCGCCGACAUCAAUGCGCCAAACAAGUAUGGCGAGACUCCCCUGCAUAACGCCAUCCUCCAGGGCAACCUCCUCAUGGUCCAGCUUCUGCUGAGCAAGGACCCCGAUCUAACGCUAACGAACCGAUACAACGAGAACGUUCUCCACUACGCCAUCAUCUCCCAGAAGAAGGACAUGGUCGACAAAAUUUUGGAUCUCGGCAUCGACCCGCGAGUGGGUUCGGCCACCAACGGCACGCCGCUCGAAUCCGCGAAGCUCCUUUCCUCGGGGCAGGGCAAGGAGGUGUACGAAAUUAUACAGAGAAAGGCGACGAGCCUCGACAUUGCUGGAAUGACAGACGAAGAAAAGCGAGAGUACAAACGUAAGCGAGUCAUUGAUGAGCUGGUCGAGACAGAACGAGAAUACGCGAACGACUUGGGCAUCAUCAUCAAGGUCUACGUGAACCCGUUGAAGACCGUCAUGAACACUGAUGAAGGUCUCAUGGAGUGGCAAAUCGAAGACAUAUUCGGUAACAUCGAGGAGAUCAAAGAGGCGAGUGAUAAGAUGAGCCGCGCCUUGCAGCUUUGCCAAUUGGCCGAUCCCCAGUACUUCGGCCAGGUUUUCCUCAACCGCAUGGAAGACCUGCAGAAGUAUGAAGAGGUGUGCGUACAUCAGCAGAUCGCCACCGAUGCCCUACAGGAAGCACUCCACUCUCACAAGGCCUUCCGAAGCUUCUGCGAGGCUGCCCAAAAGCACAAGGACUGCAAGAAGCUAUCGAUUGAUGCGCUGCUCAUCAAGCCCUUCCAGCGAAUCACGAAGUAUCCACUACUUCUGCGAGAGCUGAUGGGGGUGACGCCGGAGGAUCAUCCCGACUACCCGGACAUUGCGAAGGCCCGCGACAAGCUGGAGGUCCUCAUCAACGUAGCUAAUGAGAAGAAGCGGGUGAUUGAUAGCAAGAUGCUCAUCAAGCAGAUUAGCGACAACCUCGUCUACCGCGACGACGAAGAGCGAUUGGAUCUCACGCUUGACGAGGAGCGAGUCUUCAAACGAGAGGGCCUCUUCAAGAUGUCGUUCAACAAGGAAAAGAUGUUCAAGCGGACGGUCCUCCUGUUCAGCGACCUCAUCCUCUUGUGCCAUGCGGAGAAGAAGAAGUAUGGCUACCACCACUACAUCCCCAUAUCCCAGUGCCGCGUGCAGGACGUCACCGACGGAGCCCUCGAAGGCGGCAAAGCGGUGAAGAACGCGCUGUCGUUGACAUAUCAAGCGAAGCAGCUUCGAGUCGUCAUCUGCAUCGAUUCGGCCGAAACGAAGAAGGAAUGGAUGAGCGCGAUAGCCGAGUGCGCGGCCGCCGAGCCAUUGACUCCCAAGCUUAGACACUCGGACGGCGGCAGCACUGUCGGGGGCGCCAGCGUGAUCCGCAGCAGCCAGACCCUGCCGGCUGCCUUCAAGGGCUUCGGCCUCCGGAAGCACGCGGCGCUCGACGACCAUAGCAACAGCGGCGAUGAGGGCUCUACGUCGCCACGGCACAACAAUGAGGCCGGAGGCAGCAUGAACCGAUCGGCGCCGCCGCUGAGCCAAUCGGACAAGAAGAAGCGUCUCGGGAGCACUACUAUUUCUCCGCCGCCCUCGUCCUCGCUCUCACUGUCGACACCGCACGGCACCACCAGCAGCGGUCCGCCGUCGCCCUCGGGUUCGUCGUCAUCACUGCCGGCCACUGCUCCCCUCGAGCGAAGGACCAGCAAGCUGGGCGAUGACAGCAGCAGCGGCGGUGGAAUAUUGGGCGUUCUGCGGCGGAAAGCGUCCACGGGCGAACGAUUCAAGGGCGGCCCGACGAGUGACAUUGCCGUGUCUUCGCCCAUCGAGGCGUCCCCGACGCGGACAGGCCACGCGAACACGGUGAGCGGCGCGCUGCGCGGCGGUACCACGUCUCACUACGAGCCCGCCGGCGAUCGGUCUCGACCCCGCACCCCCAGCGCGGCCUUGCCUUCGGUCGGCUUCACCACCGGGUCCGCCGUCACCCACUCGCCUUCAUCCGGUUCCUUCCCCGCCAUCUCCUCUACGCCUUCUUCCCCCGCAUGCGCGCGCUUCUCAGCGUCAGCCGACUCGUCGCCGGCAUCAUCGCCACCAACGGGACUGUCCGCAUCGCUGUCCUCCAGCUCUCCAUCGGGCACGCCCAAACGACGCGUGCGUGCGCUCUCCUCCUACAAUACGGCGCCCAACCGACCGCUGCCGUCUCUCCCGUCUGGCGGCGGCGCACAGACCUUCGCGGCCGCUUCUGCCGCCGCACAGGCUGCAUCCUCAACGACGCCGUCGGCUUCUUCAUCGCCGUCACCUCCCGCCGCGCAGAAGGCUUCGGAGCCGGCCGCCAGUGGUCCGCCGAUGCUUGCGGCCUCUCCGUCGGCACGCUCGCUCUCGGUGUCGUCGCUGGGCACCAACUUCAACGUGCCGCUGCCCCUCUCCACGCAACACCCGAUCGCCAAGGCCCUCUUUGAUUUUGUUGGGGACAAGGAGGCCUUCCAGAUCGAUCUCAAGGAGGGAGACGUCGUCACUGUAUUCGAAAAAGACGAGGAAAAGGGCGAUGGGUGGUGGUACGGCGAGUGCAACAAGACGACGGGCUACUUCCCCAGCCACUUUGUAGAACUGCUUUAA
Molecule: messenger RNA, 3990 nt
Organism: Acanthamoeba castellanii str. Neff
Lineage: Eukaryota; Discosea; Longamoebia; Acanthamoebidae
Product: RhoGEF domain containing protein
Exons: 16
Coding region: 1-3990 (1329 amino acids)
Molecular function (GO): protein binding; guanyl-nucleotide exchange factor activity
Source: RefSeq, a predicted model, not a curated record